AUGCAAAGCACUGCCGACUUGACCGACACGUGGUGCUGCGGCGCCACGCCCUUGCUAUUCUCCAUUGUCAACGGCCCAGCGGAAACCCUCGCAAAGCUCGACCGCGACUAUCCGUCGCUGGCAAAAAUGGCGGCCGACGGUGGCGCCUACGACCCGCCGCAGCUCAACCCGGCUCAGACCUUUGUCAGCUGCUGCCUCGGGCUGCCAUGGCCCGAUUCGUGCAAUCUCGGCACGGUGAAUUGGUUCUCGCACCGGUCGCCGCUAUGCGCGCUGUGCCCCGCCGCCGUUUGUCUGGGCUACAUGAAGUGCUGCUUUGGGUUCACCGAGCUGUCGCUGCUGGAGAGCGGAGACGAGGUCUUCAUCGAGAUGCUCCAGCGAGGCGUGGCACCGGAACAGUGCCCGGAGCGGCUAAAGGGCCUCUACUGGAUGCAAGACAACCUCGCCAACGAGGUGCUAGUCACGUUCCAGGACGCCUACUGGCAGCCGGCGACAGCGACGGCGCCAUUUCUCGGCACCAAGGACCUCGGCCUCAACUUCACGCGGGACCCGACCUGCUUUGGAGUGUGGAACGGCCCGCCCUUCUCCCCGAUCACGUGCCCGCCGGUUGGCUGCUGCCCCUGCCUCUGCCUCCCCUGCUGGGCCGUCGCCCCGUGCGGCUCCGCCCGCAGUCUGCCCGGCUGCUGCCUGCGCCGCACGCCAAUGACGAUGGUGUCGUCCCCGGAUCAGCGGUGGAUCGACAUUGGGACAGGCAACUACAUCUUCAUCCCGACUGCGGGUGAGACGCUCGUCGCGCCGGGCGGAGAGCCGGUCGCCUUUGACGCGGCGCAGGACCUCCUUCGCGUCUCGUUCUACCCCGAGCAGGGCCUGUCGAGCAUCAACUACCAGUACCGCGUGCGGAGGGUGGCGCAUCUCUCAGAGAGCGGGGCGCUGGUCAAGACGGAGGCGUGGGAUGAUCUGGUGGCGAAGGUUCGCGCGACGAAUGAGACGCCCGGCUGCCUGGGCGACCGCUGCUACUGUAACCUGCCGCUCGAGCAGCGGCUGCAAAACUCGCUCCUCUACCAAAACGACAGGCAGCGCCGGCCGCGCGCGGACGGCCCCACCGCCCCGGCGCUGGCUCUCACUCUGCGCGAUGCCGCUCUGCCCGCCCUCGGUGCAGAGAUGGAGGCGGCGGAGUUUGAGGGGCUUUGGGCCUCGAUGGACGCGGACGGCAACGGUGAGCUGGACCUCAAGGAGCUGGCGGCCUACUACGGCUUCGACAUGGGCGGAUUCGGCGCUCACGGCAUGAGUGAUGAGCAGAUUUGGGAGAUGCUCAAGCUUCAAGAUGCGCUGGUUGAGGCGCGGCGGGCAGACGAGGUGCAGAAGCAGCCCGCCGAAGCGCCGGCCGCGCCGGCGCCAGCAAGGCGCACGUCUCGCGGGCUCGACGGCGUGAGGCGGCGCGCUCCGCCUCUAGCCGAGAAUAGCCACGCGGUAGCCGAGCUGUGCCACCUCGACAGCGUGAGCGGGCGCAUCGAUGAGCCGUAUAGGCCAGUCACGAUUCUGAGCGAGUCGGAGCGCAAGGCUGCCGGCGUGACGGCCUACAAGAUGCCGGCGUCGGUCGGCCGGGAGGGUCUCGAUGCGCAUGUGCGGCUGCUGGUUGCGAGCGAGCUCGGCGACGCGAGGGCCAUCGACGAGCUCAUCAGCCAGAAUCUGAGCGUCCGGAUUGAGGAUGAAAAGGAAGCCGCCCAAGCCCUAGCUCUCCCCCAAUCUCUGCUCGCCGAGAGCAGCCUAGCAAGGUCGCGCACCACAUGCACCCUCACACACACGCCUCCGGCCGCGCCACACUCUCAGGGCGAGAUGCCGCUGCACAAGCUCGCGCGCGGCGGCAAGGAGAAGCUGCUCCGGGCGGGCAAGACUCCGCUGAUGCUCGCGGCCGAGUUCAACCACCCCGACCUCGUGAAGCUCCUCAUCGAGUACGGUUCCGACGCCUUCGUCGAGAACGCGGCUGGUGGCACGGCGCUGCACUGCGCUGUGGCCCACAAGGCCGAGGACGCCAUUACGACGCUGCUGGAGUGCGUCCGCGCGUCCGAGCGCAAGCGGCUGAUUGAUCACACCGACAAGUGCGGCCGCUCCGUGCUGCACUUGGCGGCCUUCAGCGAGAAUGAAAACAUGACGCAGACGCUCAUCGAGCACGGCGCCUCGUCGGCAUCGGACGCCUAUGGCAACAAGCCGUCGGUGCUGGCGGCGAAGACGGGUCGGCGAAACUCCAAGGACCUGCUCGAGGCGCUGGAGAAGAAGAUUGCGGCAUGA
This is a messenger RNA of Emiliania huxleyi CCMP1516, 2286 nucleotides long. RefSeq lists its product as hypothetical. The transcript is spliced from 6 exons. Lineage: Eukaryota; Haptophyta; Isochrysidales; Noelaerhabdaceae. The record is from RefSeq and is a predicted model, not a curated record. The coding region runs from base 1 to 2286 and encodes 761 amino acids. Gene Ontology annotation, molecular function: calcium ion binding; protein binding.